CUCGCUCUCGCUCUCCUCCUUCGCUUUUCAAACCGCGUUUCUCCCCUUCCCCUUCACUGUCAUGGCGUGCCCGUUCUCCUGAAAGAGCUUGCACAUAAAGAAACAUUCAGCUGCUAGAUAAGCAGAGAGAGAGAGAGCGAGAGACACAAACCCACCUGUAAUACGACCCCCAACAUGAGAUUAUCAAGCUUGUCGCACCAUUUCCUAUGGCUCACUUGCUCAGGAAACUCCGCUCCCUGCUCGGCUUGAUCGUCGUCUUCUUCGCGGUGCCGUUCGCUUCGCCGGUCGUCUCGCUCUCGACCGUGUCGAUUUCCGGAACCGCGAACCAGACGUUGGUCUGUGCUCUUAUAAAGCCUCCCGGCGGGAGCCUGUUUCUCAACUGUACCAGCUUCCCGGCGGGAAUUCAAAUUCCUGUCAAUCGCAAUGCUUCCUUCGCGGGCAUCGUCGGCGGGGACGGAUUCCUGUGCGGCUUGAGAGGUGGUUUCUUUUCGUCGACGUCGGUCCUGGUUUGCUGGAGAUUCUCCGCCGCCAAUGGCACCGACAUGACAUACAAGCGCAUCUACAAGGGUCCUCUCUUGACGGAGCUCGAUUCCGGAGAUGCUCACGUGUGUGGUCUCGUCAACGAGACUAGCCGGAUCGAGUGCUGGCAGUGGCAGUGGCCCCGACUCCAUCGGACCAUGGUGCCGAACAACUGGUCCAGUGUUGCGGUGGGCGGGGAUUUUGCAUGCGGCCUGACGGGCGCCCGUCAGGCCGCAGGGAAAGUCGAGUGCUUCGGGGACAAUGCCCGCGUCGUGCCUAAGCCGCCGAACGGGAGCUUCAGGGCGGUUGCGGCCGGGUCUGGGCACGCCUGCGCCAUCUCCUCGGUGGAUAACAGUCUGGAGUGCUGGGGAGAUGGGGCGGACGAGAUCGAGCCGCCGCAAGGGGGCUUCUUGUCGGUGGCCCUGGGAGAGAACAGGGGCUGCGCACUGCGGACGAACAGCACAGUCGUGUGCUGGGGGCGGAGCAAUUUCAGCUUGCCGAACCACUUGCGAGACGCAUACUUCACAGCCAUCGAAGCCAAGCGCAGCGUUUUUUGCGGAGUCUUGGCCGCCAACUAUUCCUUGUGCUGUUGGGGCAAUGAGCACUUCGACUCCAGGCCCGGUUCCAUGGUGUUUGAUAACGUGCUGCCCGGCCCGUGCCGGAGCUACUGUCCUUGCGGCCCUUUGCAGCGCUACGGGGACUUGUGCGAGCAAGGAUAUGUGUGUCAACCUUGCCAAGCUCCAACCCCAAUUGUUCAGCCUAAGAGCUUAAAUAGGAAACUGGUGGGGUUCCUGGUGGUGGGAUGCGUGGGAUGCGCUUGCUUGCUGUCGAUCUUCGGUUUCUGGCUGUUCAGAUACUGCAAGGGGAGGGUGUGCCGCGUCCACGAUUCGGGCCGCAUCGAAGAGACCUCGAGCCCGGAUCAAACUACGGACCCGCCGCCACAGCCUCGGCCACUGGAGAGGCGGCUGAGCCAUUUGGUCAGCAUGGACUCCCAACUGGAGGAAUUCCCCUUGCAAGUGCUCGCCUGUGUCACCAAUGGAUUCGCCGAAGAGUUCAAGAUCGGGACGGGAAGCUUCGGCUCGGUCUACCGUGCGACAUUGGACGAUGGACGAGAAGUGGCCAUCAAGCGAGCCGAAACAUCGACAGCAGCAUCGCCGUCAAAUUUAGGCGGUGGCGGCCCAAGCGCCAGGAGGCAAAACGAAGACAUAGACAGGGCAUUUCUCAACGAGCUCGAGUCUCUGUCCCGCCUCAACCACAAGAAUCUCGUCAAGCUAUCUGGAUUCUGCGAAGACGGCAACGAGUUGAUAUUGGUCUACGAGUACAUGCACAACGGUACGCUCCACGACCAUCUCCACAAGUUUCCAGAUUCCCCACUCAAUUCGUGGGCGGCGCGUCUCGGAGUAGCCUUGGACGCGGCUAGGGGCAUCGAGUACCUUCAUGUCUACGCAUCUCCCCCCGUCAUCCACCGCGACAUCAAGUCUUCCAACAUUUUGCUCGACAAAAGCUGGAUGGCUAAGGUUUCCGAUUUCGGGCUCUCUCUUAUGGGCCCCGAAGACGACGAGUCCCACCUCUCUCUCCACGCUGCAGGAACACUUGGCUAUGUGGAUCCCGAGUACUAUCGACUACAAAUCCUCACGUCCAAAAGCGACGUGUACAGCUUCGGGGUCGUUCUGCUCGAGUUAUUAUCGGGGUACAGGGCUAUUCACAACAACGACAACGGCGUGCCGAGGAACGUGGUGGACUUUGUGAUUCCCUACAUAUUGCGAGACGAGAUUCACAGGGUCCUAGACCCGAAGGUCUUGCCCCCAAACCCUUUUGAAAUACAAGCUGUGAUGUCUGUAGGAUACUUAGCUGCGGAUUGCGUGCAUUUGGAAGGCAAAAAUCGCCCCACAAUCACAGAAAUUGUAUAUAGAUUAGAAAGAGCUCUGGUCGUGUGCUCGGCCCGUCCCGCUUACUCUCGGUCUUCGACGGAAUCCUCGACCACUUAGUUGUCCUUGUUCGUUGUGAAUAGCGCGACUUGCCAUCACUGCCGAGCCAAAUUUGUAGAGAACACCAUUCUUUCUCAAUUCUUUCCAUGUCUACCUCCUCUUUUUGUACCGUUACAUUCUUUCCUUUCUUUGAUUCAGAGGAGAACAAGGCAAUGGAUGUUUCUCCAACAUGCCAUAUGUACUGAUGCAACGCAGCAUCCCCAAUUAGCAACUAUUUAACCACAAUUCAACGAAA
Messenger RNA from Syzygium oleosum, 2742 nucleotides. RefSeq names its product serine/threonine-protein kinase-like protein CCR4. NCBI's taxonomy places the organism in Eukaryota, Viridiplantae, Streptophyta, Magnoliopsida, Myrtales, Myrtaceae. Gene Ontology annotation, biological process: protein phosphorylation. The record is from RefSeq and is a predicted model, not a curated record. The transcript has a single exon. Gene Ontology annotation, molecular function: ATP binding; protein serine/threonine kinase activity. The coding region runs from base 207 to 2507 and encodes 766 amino acids.